AUGUUGCGACAAGAUCUGAUCAAAGCUCAAGAUCUGAGAUUAUUGUCAUCAGGAAUAUUAGGAAAUGUCAUUCAUGUUCGACACAAUCGUUCAUCGUUGUCAACAACAUUUAAAAUAUCAAAUGUGGAAUGGAAGAAUUUUAUAUUGAAAUUAAAGAACCGGCAAUUCAGCAGAUUUAGAAUAUUGACGACAUUUCUUAACGUCCACAUAAAUGCUGACCAAACCAACAAGAAGCUAACAGACAGUGCAACUAAAACGGAAACUUUUCGUGAUUUCAAGAUUAAGUUUCAUGGUCAAUGCAGUUGA
Clunio marinus is the source of this 306-nucleotide messenger RNA. The record is from the annotation of a GenBank genome assembly. NCBI's taxonomy places the organism in Eukaryota, Metazoa, Arthropoda, Insecta, Diptera, Chironomidae.